This is a messenger RNA of Brachypodium distachyon (stiff brome), 360 nucleotides long. RefSeq names its product glycine-rich protein 5-like. Lineage: Eukaryota; Viridiplantae; Streptophyta; Magnoliopsida; Poales; Poaceae. The transcript has a single exon. The record is from RefSeq and is a predicted model, not a curated record. The coding region runs from base 1 to 360 and encodes 119 amino acids.
AUGGCGCCUAAGUGGAGCUGCUGCGUUGCCGUCGUCGCCUCCCUCCUGCUGUGCAUCGCCGUGGCGGCGGCGGCGGCCAGGGACGUGCCAGCUUCCGGUGGCGACGGCUGCGGCACCGCCGUGGCUGUCGAGGCCGGUCGCGAAGGUGCCGACGCCGACGGCGCCGCUGGUUUCGACGAGGCCAAGACCGUCUUCGCUGGGAGCAAUGGAGCCGGCGCCGGCGGCAUCUUCGGUGGUGGGCCGUUUGGUGGGGGCAUCGCUGGGUUCGGCCCGCAUGGCGGGUUUGGGGCCGGCGCUGGGCCGUUUGGUGGGUUCGGAGGCGGCUUCGGCGCUGGCGGCGGCGGCGGCGGGGUGCCUUGA